GAUCGGAGCGCUACGUCCUCCCGAUCUUCCUCCCUCGCGGGAUACACGCGGGAUCCGUAAUUCCGCGAUCCCGCAUCACAUUGAUCCGCGUCAGCGUCGCGUUUGACGGGAAGAUCUCGCCCUCGUGGUGUUCUACGAUGUAAAUUAUCGGAGGGGGAUAAGUGGGCGCGUAUGAGGGACAAAGGGGUACGUAAUUCGGGGACAAUCGAAUCGGUUUCUGCGUGAACGGCAGUCAAACCCUGUGUGUCGAUACCUGACUGACAUCUGAAGUGGCGGAAAGGGAGACGCAGGGCAGCGGAGGGGGAGAGAGACAGAUAGAGUACUUUUGAAUUCUGGAGCACAUUUAUUAAAUCAGUGUUUAACUCUGACUGGAAACGUGAUAACUUUCUGACUUUUAUUAUUUGAAUUCGUAUCAGAAUCCAAACAUAUCUACCACAUAUCUGUCCGUCUAUAGACAGUUAGUUAUUGGGAACACAGUUUCGAUUAUGAUGGACAAUGUGACGUGAGAAAUGAUGGUGAUUACGAGGUGAUAAGUUUCGACCGCGUCGAUAUUUAUGGCAUUCAAUGAAAUCAUAGCCGAACGAUUUUGAUUAGUGCCCGCGAGUACAACUCUCUCACCGAGACUAGUGACUCAUCUGGAGUUGAUAAAUUGCCAAUGAUGCAACCCGUACACACCGAAAACAACAACUCCGCCUUGGACAUGGAAUCGCUCGAAGAGAUGCUUCGUAAGCUCUCGGAGCUCGAGCAGCGGGUGUUGGAGGCGGAGGGCAGGGCGGACGAAGCUGAAGACAAGGUACGGAUGAUGGAGGAGCGGCUAGUGAAGGGUGAGUACUGCCUCAGCACAUCCGGCGUUGGUUCUCCGCCGCACUCGCUGCCGUCGACCUCCGGUACGCAGAAUGACAAGAUCGAAGAGGUUCAUUGUGCCUGCAUUUCAAAAUUAGAGACUCAAGUCGAGGAACAGAGGCAGUUACGGCUGCAAGACGCCAAGCAAGUGGAAGCGAAAGCAGCGAGGAUAAAAGAAUGGGUCACUAAUAAAUUGAGGGAAUUGGAACAACAGAAUCAACACCUGAGGGAGCAGAACAACAAGUGUAACCAGCAACUCGAGCUGUUGCGCAAUCAUAUAACAAAUAUCGGACUCAAACCUCCUGCACCGACGAGAGCGUCGUUGUCCCUGGAAGUGGAUCCCACCUUGCGUAUCGAUCGUAGACGAUCGGAGAGCUUGGAGGGUACCCCGCAGACGGCACCGGAGUGCGUGCAGACCGUCGUAGCGGAACCGCAAACGAGCACGAAGCACCGGAGACAUUUGUCCGCUUGCGGUACCAUCCAACGAGGAGCUGCGACCGCCAACAUGGACUCGAGUCUACUGUCCGAGGAGCUGGCCGCGGCGGUGGAGAACCUGGUGAUGUUGCCAAAUAUAUCCGGUGUUUCGGAGGCCAGCCGAGACAGCGGAAGCUCGGAAGCGCUGCACGACUAUGCCGAGAUAUACACACCCAGCCGAGAGGGCAUGAACUGGCUGCAGGGAGGAGGACAAGGUCCUCGUCCACCCACCCCACCGUUGCACAGGUUUCCUAGCUGGGAGGCGAAAAUAUACCAGGUAGCGGACGGUGGCCUUGGCAUCGGUCCACCGACAAACGAAGAGUCCGCACCUUCAACGAUGACCACUACGACGAGUUCAUCGAAGCAUUCUCAGGCCACGGGACACAACUUAACAGCGCACAACUCUCAAGGCUACUGCGAUAUCUCAGUUCCAGUAUACGCUACUGUCAAAGGACGUGCCAGUCAAAUCAGAUCUAUGCCUUUCGGCGAUAGCUCUGAUGAUAGUUCGGACGGCGAGGAACAUCCGAAUCAAACUGAAACUAAUACUAGAAUUACCAAUAGCUCGUCAGACAAUACGGAUUCCUCCCUCGGUAGCGGAAGCAGUCCCUCGAAAAGUAUCAAAACAACCAGUAGCCUCAGUCCCGCGAAAAGAAGUUCUAGCGGAUCUCCCAGUAAAAGCGUAAAACGUGAUACUUCUCUUGAGUCAGGAUUAUCCGAGGAUUAUGCAAUACCUCCCGAUGCACUAAGUUCGACAUCUCUAGAAUCUAGCAUGCCUAGCCUCCUAAUGCGCGUCUCUGGCGAAAGUCCAAAGAGACAGGAAUCGCUGGAGAAGACGGGUCAUCUGGCGAAAUUAGGCGGCAAGUUAAAAACUUGGCGGAAGCGAUGGUUCGUGUUGAAAAACGGUGUGUUAACGUAUUGGAAGAGUCAAAAUGACGUCAACCGGAAACCUCAAGGCCAAAUAAUCUUGGACGAAGUGUGCAGGAUCAAUAGAGCCGAAGGAGCCGCCACUUUCGAAAUAGCCACAGGUAAGAAGACUUAUUACUUGACCGCAGACUGCAUCGCCACAAUGGAAGACUGGAUAAGGGUACUGCAGAACGUGCAGAGGCGAAACGCAACGAAACUUUUGCUCAGCAGGGAAGAUAAUAAACCAACGAUACAGGGUUGGUUGACGAAGGUGAAAAACGGCCAUGCGAAGAAGUGCUGGUGCGUGCUCAUCGGAAAGAUGUUCCUUUACUUUAAGUGCCCAAGUGAUAUGAAUCCUAUCGGCCAAAUCAACAUGAGGGACGCUCGAGUGGAGGAGGUGGAACAUGUUUCGGAUAGCGACAGUGAGGAGAGAGACGCUGAGUGUCCACACGAGAGAACAAUCGGCAUCUUUCCGACGCAUCAGGGCCCAACUUAUCUACUAAUGCCACAUAAGCAGGAUAAGGACAACUGGCUCUACCACUUGACAGUGGUGUCGGGCGGUGGACCGAGCGCGGGCACACAAUACGAGCAACUGGUGCAGAGACUAAUGGAAACCGACGGUGAUCCUAGUUGCGUGCUGUGGCGGCAUCCUCUGCUGCUACACACGAAAGAGAGUAUCACGAGCCCGCUGACAAGCCUAACUUCGGAAUCUCUGCAAACUGAAGCCAUAAAACUCUUCAAGGCUUGUCAGCUGUUUAUGUCGGUGGCAGUAGAACAAGCAGGUAUCGACUACCACGUGGUUCUAGCGCAAAACGCAUUACAACAAUGCCUAGACCAGCCUGAACUUCAGUCUGAAUUUAUAUGCGCACUGGUAAAACAGACAAGUCGCCACACGCAACACCGUUUGGGCGUACAGGUAAAAAAGGCCGCCAAACUUGUGUCACUGGGUACUGCGCGCGUUCAGCUCCUCCUCUGCGCCACGCAAUCGCUCUUCACCUGCGAUACGCAAAGUCCCGCGGCAAAUGGCAGCGGUGAAAAUGCGGACGCGCAAUCAACGGCCUCGACUUCUCACAGUCCUCCGCUCACGCAGGGCCACUCGACCUCCACUAUCUUGGACUGCAAAACUAAUCCCGCGCAGUAUGUGCUUAUCCAGGGAUGGCAGCUCCUGGCGCUCGCCGUUUCCCUCUUCCUGCCCAAGAACAAUCGGCUACUAUGGUACCUGAAACUGCACCUGCAGAGAAACGCCGACAGCAAAACGGAAUGCGGCAAGUAUGCGGCUUAUUGCGAGAGAGCCUUGGAACGAACAUUGCAGAACGGCGGUAGAGAAGUGAAGCCGUCGAGGAUGGAAGUACUGUCGAUACUAAUGAAAAAUCCGUACCAUCAUUCAUUGCCGCACGCCAUACCAGUUCACUUUCUGAACGGCACCUAUCAGGUUGUGAGCUUCGACGGUAGUACCACGAUAGAGGAAUUUCUGAAUACUCUGAAUCAAGAGAUUGGCUGUAGGGACGUUCAUCAGUCCGGCUUCGCGCUAUUCAGCGAUGACCCGAUCGAAAAGGAUCUCGAGCAUUUCAUCGAUCCAGAAGCGAAGCUAUGCGACAUUAUCUCAAAGUGGGAGACAGCGUUACGAGAGAAGGGUUCGGGCAAAUUCGAGAAUACUAGAGUGAUACAAUUGACAUACAAAUCUCGUUGCUACUGGCGGCAAGCUGCUAAAAUGGAAACGGACAAGGAGAGGCUCUUGCUGUGUUACCAAGUGAAUCAACAAGUUGUGCAAGGAAAGUUUCCGUUAAAUCGUGAGCUCGCUUUUGAACUGGCAUCGUUGAUGGCACAGAUCGAUUUUGGAGAAUACAACAAUGAUAAAGCGCGCGGCAGCGGUCCUGGAAGCAAUCCGCAUCAUCUCGUACUCCAGGCUCUGGAUAAAUUUUAUCCAAUACGCUAUCGAGCCAACAUUACCGCCGAUCAGUUGAGAGAAUUGCAGGAGAAGUUACAGGAAAAGUGGCUCGCUUUAAAAGGACGUAGCGUAUUGGAUUGCGUUCGUAUAUAUCUCACAUGUACCAGAAAGUGGCCUUUUUUCGGAGCUACCUUGUAUCAAGCAAAGCUGAAGCAAACCGAACCUGUAACGGUCUGGAUAGCAGUGUGCGAGGACAGUGUAACGUUGCUUGAAUUACAAACAAUGGCUGUCAUGUGCCGGUAUAAUUAUGCAAAUAUAGUAACAUUCGGCGGUUGUUUGGACGAUUUCAUGCUCGUCGCUUGCCCGGACGAGGGUGCGGCCGAGCAGAAAUUGCUUUUCGCACUCUCUAAACCCAAAAUAUUGGAGAUAACGUUAUUGAUCGCCGACUAUAUGAACGCGCUGGGCCACGCUUUACCGGGCACUCCACAAAUGAAUACUCUAACACGCAAUGGAUCACACCGGUCCAUCAAAUCCACUCUGAGACCUGCGACUGGUUCAAGCUGUCUUCCAACUCAACCUGACAUAUUGAAAUCGACGCCGGAUCACCAAAGACCUUAAUAAAAAGGCUGGUCACGUUAAUUUUUCGGAAAGAUAAUGGGAAUAUAUUUCUUUGAUACGCGCGAAGAUCUGAUUACGAUGUAUAUUUUCUUUUGUUGUUUGUAUCAUAUAAAGGCAGCGUAACAGUGCAGUAUUAGUAUCGUACACUGCGAUGUGCGGUCGUUUUUUUUUUCUACGAAACGCGCAGUCAGACGCAUUAGAAUCAUGUUUACGUCACAUGUGCAUGUAAAUUACUAUCGAAGCUUAUAUAAGAACGUAUCUGUGUAAAUACUUAACGAUAAGCGCAAGAACUAAUCACGAACGAUCGUGCUGGUGAUUUAGGGAGCGGCUGAAAUCGAAUCGAAUCGAUCUGUAACACUGCCUAAUUAGUAUGCGCGAUUACACAUCGAAUAGUUUCAUCCCGCGGCUACGUACGCUGAGACUUUUGCUACGUAUUUAUAUAUCAAAUUAAGAACACAACAGGAACGAAAAAGAAUGUGUAAAAUAUACGUAAUAGUGAAAUGUAUUCACCCCGUGUCGUGUAUUAUAUAUUAAUCGAAGUUAUUAAAUGUUUAGGAGUAUAUCUCUCUCGAAUGACACAGCGAUGCGUUCUUUCCCAAUUUUCGAUGUCGAACGAAAUACCUCCAAGCCUACACGAAUGCUAUCGCUAUGUCAUGUAACUCAACACAAUUGUUUCUAAUUCUAUCCAACAGUUUUUGUUGCGUUUCUACUUCGGACAUAAAAAUCAAUUUUACUUCAAUUUAUUUUGUUAAAAUAAAUUAAUUUUUGUCACAUAUUUAAAUUUAACUGAA
Messenger RNA from Temnothorax curvispinosus, 5517 nucleotides. RefSeq lists its product as uncharacterized. The transcript has 21 exons. Gene Ontology annotation, cellular component: cytoskeleton. The record is from RefSeq and is a predicted model, not a curated record. NCBI's taxonomy places the organism in Eukaryota, Metazoa, Arthropoda, Insecta, Hymenoptera, Formicidae. Bases 656 to 4726 code for a protein of 1356 amino acids.